AUGGCCAUGGUAAUUUUCUGGAACUUCUGAUUCUAACUAUAAUUUUCUGCAGAAAUCGUUGUUUGAACGACUCUCAGAAGCGCGUUCCGUGGCUUCUCAGCAUUCGACGGCGUUUUUUGCCCUUAUUUGGACCUAUGGCAUCGUUGGGUUCACGGUAGGAAUCAGAGAAAAAUUCUGGCUUUUCUGCGCUCUCUCGAUCUCUCGUAAUCAUUUGCUUUUUUCGUGUCUCUUCUGUGAGAGAAAAGAGAGCGCAGACAUGUGAUACUGCUUUAGGUUGCUAUGAAUAGACUUUAGUGAAUUCCGCAAAAUUUAUUCAAAAAAAAGUAGCAAAAUACUACCGUAUACUCACCAUUUUGUACGCGUUUCGCUGUGAGACCUGUAAACGGAAGGUUUAUCGUUCCGUGCCGUGAAACUCCAUUUACAUACCGUAAACAAUAGUUUGUAAGCCUCAAAAAGCCUUUUUUCAGAACACGCUGGUCUCACUCGGCUACUCCCAUGCGACAUGCCUGACCUCGAUCUCACCGACUCAACUUUUCGCCUCACAUUACAUUUUCAACGCGUCUAUAUUUGUCGGCUGCCUGGUCCAUUCCAACGUGACCCGACGGCUUCGAGACCCGUACCAAGUCUUGGCUCUGAGCCAAUUGCUCGCCUCAGUCUCCCUGGUCGGCCUCGGACUCGUCAGCCGCCUCGAGACCUACUCCGUCAUGUUGAGUCUCCUCGGGAUGAGUCUCGGCGUCUCGUUGACCGCCGCCACCGGCACUUUCGUCUCCAUCUUCCACGAGCCCAACUUUUGUCUCAACUACGUUUGAGAUCUUCUUGGUUCAGAUGGAAUGGAAGAAUUCAGACGUUACAUCUCGUCGGAGCUGUUGGAUCCGUCACUGCUUCCAUGUUCUUCCAAUCGACGCCGUCCCCUCAGGAGCAUUGUCAGACGGCUUCACCGAAGUUUUCUCCUUCGGGUCCGCAUAUUCCGAGGUAAAGAGAACAUAUAGCUGAUUCGCGUCUGGCUUGAACCAUCUUGAAAAGGGUCCUGCCACGAAAAGAGAAGAGACAGUGCCUGGUUGUUGGAGAGGGCAGACAGGCCACGCCUUUUUGCGUCCCAAGCUAGCCGUGAAUCGUCUAUAUUUGCUGAUAUACGGAUAGAUGUGCAAUUGACUUAUGCUUUGUCAUGACCUGACGCUCAAGUCGUUUCCGGUCGGGCGCGCCUUGAAGCAUACCUAGCCAGUCAAACCUGUCGCAAAAAUUUGAAGAAUUCCUCUAUCUUUAAAAAAAACUCAUUGGGAAGUUGAUGAACCGUAGUCGCCAAAUCGUCAUCUAUCUUCAAAGCGAAAUAGUUCUUGGUUUUAAGAGAGUUUAGAGAAAUUCAGAUUUUUCAGAAGUUUUCUAACCGCUUCAAUGUGUGUGUGUGUGUGUGUUGUAUGCGGAAAAGUCAAGAAAAGCCAAAUAUUUUAAAUUUCUUCAGAUAUCUGUUUUCAGCUUGGAAAAAUUCCAUCUGAACCCGAGCCUACGAAUAGACUACAUUUACUUCAGUAUCGCCGUAUUUCAGGUUUUCCCGUAGUGUAUUUAUAAUUUUUUCUCUGUUUGAAGAUACCAACAGCGAUGCUUCUCCUAUGGGCGAAAAAUAUCGCUGAAAGAGCGCCAGUUCCGCCACCGCCUAGGGAAGUUGAUGAACCGGCGUCGCCAAACCGUCGAGUUCAGUACGCCGACAUUGAGCCUCCGACUCAUCGAGGUAUCGAUUUUCAGAGCAUCCUCGUGAAAUGAAGUCCGAGAUCCUUCAUUCUUUUCUCUUCGUUUUGAAUCGUAAUUGACCCAGGUCCGUCUCAAAGCAUCGACGUGGCCUGCUUGAAAUUGGUCCUUCUUUGUGCGACUAUUGCCGCCGCCGCCAAUGUUCUGCACGCUCUUUUCCCGUUCGUUAUACUGGCCCAGCCAAACUCUUCAAUCAUCUACUAUCAAAUAUUCUCGGUUCGUUCAUGGUCAGAAUCUGAAAGUGAACCACAGAGUGAUCAAAAAUCAGAAAAUCGGAAUGUAAACUGGGAAGCUUGAUGCUGUCAGACUUUGAGAGCGUUUGCUGGAAGCUGAGUGGCCCCUCUAGGGUUGAGUGGCCUGUCUAGGGAUUUGGGUUUUCAGACCUGUAGUUGUAGAUGAACCACAGACUCAUAGAAGUUCAAAAAAUUGUUUUAUAAGUUGAGAAGCUUGAUCUAAUAGCUGCCAAACUUCGAGAGCGUUUAAAGGAAGUUUAGUGGCCAUUUUAGGGGCUUGGGUUUCUCAGACUUGUAGGUGUAGAUGAACCACAGACACAUAGAAGUUCAAAAAAAAAUGUUUACAUUAAAAUAAUCUCGAAUAUUAUACUCAAAAGGUAAGCUGAUUAUGAAGAAAGUUUGUUGCGUUAAUAACCGAAAGAUCGAUAAUAUCAUAUUUUUCAGCACUUCAAAAUCUUUCAAAUACUCAUUUUUCUAGCACGCAAUUUCAAACCUUCAGAGUAUUUUUUCUCUUUUUAUCCAAAAAGUUUGAAAGAAAAAUUCAAAAAACGGGUUAACCAUGAGAUUAUCCAUGGAGCGUAAUUGACAUUUCUUCGCGCCUUUUCCAGAAGUUCUCGAGUCAUUUUCAGAUCUUCCAAAUGUGGGGCCGAGCGUUGGCGAUUUUCUGCGCCGAUCACAUGGCCCCGUACUUUCUUCUCGGCGUUUCUAUUGUAAAACUAGAAAAAAAAUUGUUCUUCAAAAUAUAAUUUUAAGAUUGGUUGUGGCGUCGCCGGCUGCUGCUUCGUCAUUGAGCAGGCGGUGAUCGGCUCGAUUUUGUACGGUUUCUUCCAGGCUAUUAUUCUCCCUUCGCUGGUACUUUACCUGACAUAUAACCUGUAUCUUAAAGGUAUUUAUUCGAUUUUCCAUGACUGGAAGCGUCGUAAAAUUGAAAAGAAAGACCGCUUCGCGACCGCGAUGCGUUUCACGCAAAAGUCAAUAAAUUGCUACUUUGAAAAGAAAUUCCCAAGAAAACAGUUAUAGCCGAUUCACGGUUAGCUUAAGAUGCUAAGGGGGCGUGGCCUGUCUGCGCUCUCCACCAACAAAGCAUUGUCUCACUUCGUUUCGUGUCAAGAUUCCUUUUCGGUGGCUCAAUUCAGCCGUGGAUCAGCUAAAGCGGUUUUUGAAAUUUUCUAGGGUUCCGAAAAUAAUUUUCGCCGAUAUUUUUGCUCGAUAUUUGAGGUCUUUUUUUGAUUUUUCCUAGGCGCUUCUAGCCUUGGAAAACAAAGAAAAAGCCCAAAUCUAAAAGUCCAUUGACCAGAGAGCAGCGUCUCGUUGUUAAUAUCCGGCCACGGCGCCGGUCACAUCGUAUAUCCGCUCUUCCUGACGUUGGCCUCCUCGGAACAGUCACGUUUUUUCGUCGCCUUCAAUUUGCUCCUCGUUUUGUUGCUCGUUCUGCUUUUCGUUGCCGUCCUCAACCUCCACGCCCAGUUGGAACGAACUCGGGGUGAGGGGUUUUCAGAAAAUCAUUUUAAAAAAAAGGUGAUUUUAUUCGGGAUGCUUAGGAGAAGGUUACAAGGGGAGUGUUUUUGGUGGCCGGUUGAACUUUUGAUUGCUGAAAUGUACUAAUAAUCAUUUUUAUACGCCGAAGACGGUAAACUGAAUCAAAAUGAGAAACUAUGUCAUUUUGAAAAAAAAUGUUGAUCAGUUACCAUAGUUUCUUCCUAGGAAAGUUUUGGCAAAAGAGAAUUUCUUCAAGAAGUGUCGAACCCGGGUCUUAGACACCGCAGCACAAGGACGCUAGCCACUACACCACACUGUCAACUAGAGUAGAGGGCUCGUACGUGAGCCAGAUUCCCUCUUGCCUUGCAGCACCAACUCAGCGUGCAGACUUCCAAGCUUCAUAACUCGAAAACGAGAUCUAUUGCGAGAAAUUUCAUUCGUGUUCUGGAUAGAGGGAGUCUUUUAGUACAUUUCAGCAGUUUCAUGCGAAGUUCUCCAAAAACGCUUCCACUGUCACCAAAACCAAUUGAGUUUCGAUUCCCUUGAUAAUUCGGCUGUCUCAAUUUUCUGUCGACCUUGCUUCAUUUUUCUGAUUUACGUGACUUUUCCUUAUCACAUCGAGCCGGAAUCAAUUGAUGGAAGAGUCUUUAUCAGACUACUUGAGACGUUAAUCAGUCACCUGACACGUUGAGAGAAGAAAGUGAAGAAACUCGUGAGGAAUUAUCAUUAGCGGAUUUAUCCUGUGGUUUAUGAGCAGAUUUUGGAGGAAGAACACGUGUUGAUAGUAGAGGUCUCAAGGCCUUUUCAAUGGAAAUAGUGCGUUUUAGUUCUUGGAUUCAACUUUAUCGGAAAAACAUCGAAAAAAAGCUUCUUUUGAAAUUGAAAAAGUCCACGACUACCUUUUCAACUGUUUUAUGAGUUUUCUGAUCAUUGAAAAAAAUCAAGAUCAUAAUUCGGAUAUUAUCCCCCGAUUUCAGCCUCACAAAGCGGCCUAAACUUGUUCAUCUCGCGGUUUCUGUCAGGUGAAACUCUCCUGAAACGGACCCGCUCCAUAAGGCCGUUGAUCUCACGUCUGAGGCCAAACUCCUAUCGGAGGUUGGUUUUUUUGAACUUCAGCUUUUGAAGCUGGCUCCAACUUACAAGACCACUGAUUGACUGGCCAGAAUGAGCCAAUCGCUGAGAUUGGUAACACUUACAGUAAUGAUCCCUUAAGUGACAGCUGAAGGGGUCACUAAAGAGCUCAGGAACAUCCAGGAGACUCCCGGUAUUUGUUCGGACCACAGUAAUUCAAACCGUACUUUUUUGAGCAAUCUAGUAACCACUUAAGUGUUUUGACGACAUGAAAGUGAUCCCUAGAAAAGGCCAGCAACAUCCACGACACUUCCGGUGUUACCAGUUCCUCGGUAAUUCAAUCCUGACAUCUCUGAGCAUUUCUAGUAAUCACUUAAGUGUUUUGACCUCCCUAAAGUGGCCACUAGAAAUGCUUGAAAACCUCCGGGGCGCUUCCGGUUUGCGUUACCGUGUGUCCCUGGACCUUCCGAACCGGACGUUUCUGAGCAUUUCUAGUAACCCCUUAAGAGUUUUGACGUCACUAAAGGGAUCACUAGGAAGGGUCAGGAACAUCCACGACAUUCCGGUCGGUUUUACCAGUCCUCGGACCACGGUAAUGUAAACCGAACGUUUCUGAGCACUUCAGGAGAGUUUCGACGUCACUGAAGUGAUCUCAAAAAAUGCUCGAAAACCUCCGGGGCGCUUCCGGUUUGCGUUACCGUGUGUCCUUGGACCUUCCGAACCGGACGUUUCUGAGCAUUCCUAGUAACCCCUGAAGAGAUUUGACGUCCCUAAAGUGAUACCUAGAAAUGCUCGGAAACCUCCGGGGCGCUUCCGGGCGGUUUUACCAGUUAUCGGAUCACGGUAGUUCAAACUGGACGUGUCUGACCACUUCUAGAGAGUUUUGACGUCACUAAAGUGAUCCCUAGAGAAAUUCAGAAACAUCCACAACACUUCCGGUGUUGCCAGUUCCUCGGUAGUUCAAACCGGACGUUGCUGAGCAUUUCUAGUAACCACUUAAGAGCUUUUACGUCACUAAAGUGAUCACUAGAAAUAGUCAGAAACAUCCACAACACUUCCGGUGUUGCCAGUUCCUCGGUAGUUCAAACCGGACGUUCCUGAGAACUUCUAGUAACUUUUUAAGAGUUUUCCCGUCACUAAAGUGAUCACUAGAAAUGCUCGAAAACCUCCGGAGCGCGUUUCGGUUCAAAUUUUUCGAGUCACAGACUUUUUUAUCGUCAGAGCGAACUUCAUAAGCUUGAAAAAAUAGAAUUCAAUCACUUUUUUAGGUUUGUCAACCGGCGGAACCGGGCGGCUUCUCCUCUCCCAAAAAUCGAAGUAACCUAUGAAUCGACCUCCACCACAGCCGUGCCCAGUGUCGCUGUAUAA
This is a messenger RNA of Caenorhabditis auriculariae, 5894 nucleotides long. NCBI's taxonomy places the organism in Eukaryota, Metazoa, Nematoda, Chromadorea, Rhabditida, Rhabditidae. The record is from the annotation of a GenBank genome assembly.